AUGGACAAGUUUGUCAGAAAGCUGUUGGCUGAUUUGAAAAUUCACAUGAAGCCAGCCUGUAAAGAAAGACUGUAUCUGCCAAGAGAUACACUUGGAAGGGGACUUGUAUCAGUUGCCUUUAAGGCGGAAAAAAUGCUGUUGGACUUCAAAACCAAUUUGGAAAGGCGAAAGUUAAUCUCCUUGAGAAAAGCAGCAAUUUUGUGGGCCGAACAGAAAAGGAAAACCCAUAUGGCCACAAUCACAGAAUUCCUGCAUUGUAAAUAUGGAACAACCACACUCGAUGAGAUUGCUAAAUCACUACGUGACUUGCAGAUAGAGUCACUGUUGCUUAGUAUUAAAAAGAAAAGGUUGCAUUCGAAGCUAUUUGAGUCGCUUGAGAAUAAUACUUUUGAUAUCCCAACAUCUUCAACAUGGCUAAAGAAAGGGAAUAUAUCUCCUAAAUCUGAGGCAAUGUUCUCUUUUCUUCAAGACAGAAACGUCUUUUUCAGAAACUCUGAUGAAAAAUGCCCACAUUGUAAAUCCUCGCCUAAAACCGUGGACCAUCUUGCGACGCGAUGCAGUAGAAUGCUAAAUUCAGAUUAUACCAGAAGGCAUAACGAGAUUGUGAGGUGUGUUCACAUGCACUUGUGUCGGAGAUUUGGAAUGAAGAAGUCCAAGAGACUGAAAAACCACUCCGUGCAGUGUAUAAUGUCGAAUAGCUCUGCGGAAAUUCGGGUCGAUACUACAAUUCCAACUGAACUAAAAAUACAAUAUAACAAGCCUGAUAUAUUCCUGUAUGACAAGAAGGAAAAUUUGAUAUGGAUCAUUGAAGUGGGUGUUACCUCGAUAGAUAAUUUGAAAUCGGUGGAAGUGGAAAAAAUGCAUAAAUACGACAUUCUAGCCAGUGAAUUACAAUUAAUUCACAAGGCUAAGGUAAAGAUUGUACCGAUUGUCCUCACGUGGGAUGGGAUAGUCUCUACAUUCUUCAGAAAAUAUAUGGACCUUCUUAAAAUCAAAGAAAGUGUGCAAGCAUACAUCCAGACUGUUAGUUUGAAAAAACAAUGGAAAGCAUGA
Octopus sinensis (East Asian common octopus) is the source of this 1053-nucleotide messenger RNA. RefSeq lists its product as uncharacterized. The coding region runs from base 1 to 1053 and encodes 350 amino acids. The transcript has a single exon. The record is from RefSeq and is a predicted model, not a curated record. NCBI's taxonomy places the organism in Eukaryota, Metazoa, Mollusca, Cephalopoda, Octopoda, Octopodidae.